Messenger RNA from Sus scrofa (pig), 3326 nucleotides. It is a transcript of the gene REM2, whose product is annotated as RRAD and GEM like GTPase 2. Gene Ontology annotation, cellular component: plasma membrane. Lineage: Eukaryota; Metazoa; Chordata; Mammalia; Artiodactyla; Suidae. The record is from RefSeq and is a predicted model, not a curated record. Gene Ontology annotation, molecular function: calcium channel regulator activity; GTP binding; GTPase activity.
GAAGCCUGGUGUCCCCACUUUCCAGCUGCAUGAUUGAUUUGGGGGACAGGCCAAUCACCUACCACUCUGAGCCUCAGGAUCAGGAGGAUGAAAGAAGAUAAUGCAGGAAGGUGCUUAGCACAGCACUUGGCAAAAAUGGAGUAAGAAGGGGGCCAGGAAGUUGGAAUGUGCAUUUGGGUGUUUGUGGGUGUCAGAAAGGAAGACAAGACUGCAAGCCUGAAGCAAAGGGGACCAGGCAGAAAAGGAGCAGUAAAGGAGCCCCGGUUACUUGCCCAGUAUGGCUCAGAGGGCCUGGGGCUGCUCUUGAGUGCAGAGAGGGGAGCCGGAACUCCCCACCUCCACUUGAGACUGGGAACUUUUUCGAGAGGGUUAGCUGUCCCUCCCCCCCUUUUCGUGCUCUGAUUAACACAAGGUUGGCCUAGCAGGGAGAGGGAGAUGGUAGGAUGUACUACAGUGAUUUGUACUCACUGGAACCUAGUAAAGAAAAUGAAGCUGCCCAAACAAAGCAGCCAUGUCUCCUUAAAGCCCCCAUCUGCCUAGGGGCUGGGCUGGGAAACCAGUGAUUUUGUGGGUCUUAGCCCAGAAGGGCUAGUAUUCGGAAAGAGAGGGUGGCAGGGAAGCUUAGUAGCGGGGUGGCUGUCCUCCUGCCCCUGUUUCUUUUGGUUUCUGCCUCUAGCGCCUCCAUUUAGCCACUGAGCACUCACUCUGGGUUGGACACUGGGCCAGGGGGCUGGGAUACGAGACAAAUAACACAGAGCCCUGGCUCCUGGAGAAAGACCUCCUGAGCCCUGGGUCCUGGCCUCCUGCCAUCCUCCUUAUCCACUGAUCCCUCCUCCACUUCUCUGAACCCCUGUCUCUUCUGCACCUCUGACUCUGUGCUGUUCACAUCUUAACCAGACUCCGCAGUGGGUGUGCUCCCAGAGGGAAGCUACACAAAGGAAGGGGGGGAACGGGAAAGGAGGGAAUCCCGCUGACAUCAUGCUCAUUAGCAUGUGUGACUUCAUCAGGGGGCGGGGUUAUUUCCCCAGGUGUCUAGGGGGAGGGCUUGGGGGUGGUAUUUAAAGGGAAAAGCUGACAGUGCUGCUGAGUGAGGGAGCGGGUGCUGCCAGCCACCAGGCUGCACACACCAUCAAUGCACACGAUGCACACGGAUCUCGACACCGACAUGGACACAGACACAGAAACCACAGCACUCUGCCCCUCCGGCAGGCACCGGGCCUCCCCGCCAGAAACGCCCACACCAGAAGCAGAUGUCACACUGCUGAAGAAGCCAGAGAAACUGUUGGCAGGGUUGGACCGAGGCGGGGCACCCCCUGCUCUGGGAGCCCCCAGACGAAGAGGCAGUAUGCCUGUCCCCUACAAGCACCAGCUGCGGCGGGCCCAGGCUGUAGAUGAACUUGACUGGCCACCUCAAGCCUCAUCCUCGGGCUCCUCUGACUCCCUGGGCUCAGGAGAGGCAGCCCCCAUCCAAGACGAUGGCAUUUUCAAGGUCAUGCUGGUGGGGGAGAGCGGCGUGGGCAAGAGCACCCUAGCAGGCACUUUCGGUGGUCUCCAGGGAGACAGUGCGCAUGAGCCAGAGAAUCCAGAGGACACCUAUGAGAGACGCAUCAUGGUGGAUAAGGAGGAAGUGACUCUAGUUGUUUAUGACAUCUGGGAACAGGGGGAUGCUGGGGGGUGGCUACAGGACCACUGCCUUCAGACGGGGGAUGCCUUUCUCAUCGUCUUCUCAGUCACCGACCGACGAAGCUUCUCCAAAGUUCCAGAGACCCUACUACGGCUCAGGGCUGGGAGGCCCCACCACGACCUGCCUGUCAUCCUCGUUGGAAACAAGAGUGACCUGGCACGAUCCCGGGAGGUGUCACUGGAGGUGGAAGAAGCAAAAUUUAAGGAGUUCCCACCGUGGUGCAGCGGGAUGGACGGAGUCUCUGCAGCGGCAGGGAUGUGGGCUGAUCCUUGGCCAGAUGCAAGAGGUUAAGGAUCCAGUGUUGCUGGAGCUGUGGCCUAAGUGGUAACUCUGGCUCAGAUUUGAUCCCUGGCCAGGGAACUUCUGUAUGCCAUGGGGUGUCCAAAAAGGAAACAACAACAACAACAACAACAACAAAGUUUAAGUAACUUGCCUGAGAUCAAUAAAAUAUAAAGCUGGAAUUGCACUCAUGUCUGUUUGAUACUUAAUGGUAAUUUUAUCCAGCUUGCAUCUGAGGUUCCCCUUUCAAUAAGGAUGAGGCAGAGAGGGGCAAUAGAAGAAAUGGUGGGGACACUCUGGACAGAAGCCAUGGGCAGUGGGUAUGGUGAAAGAGCCAGAGAAAUUCCAUGGCUAAAGUGGAGUAAGCCAGCUCCAAACCCUGGGGACCAUCAGAUGGGGUGUGAUGGGGUUGGCCUGCACCUCCCCUGGAAGGACUAGAAACAGAGGCAAUUCAAAUUGUAAAAUGCAGGAAAACACACUGGGCCCAUUAAGGGACCAGAUGGUUCUACAGUUGGGUUGAAACCUCAGGGACAUGAAGAGGAGGGGUAAGAGAUGAGCACUGAAGGUCUGAAGCCCUAUUGCAAAGGACCUUAAAUGCCAGGAAAAGUAGUUUGUGCCCAAUUCAGCAGGCAGUGAGAGUCACUGAAGGGCUUUGAGUGUGUGACAUGAUGAGGCUGGUCCUUUGGGGAGAGGGUGGGAGAGGUGUACAUGGACUUCAGGCAGCAGAGGCAGGGCCUGAAGAGCUGAGUUUAGGGGACAAUGUGGAGGGUAAUGAAGAACCACCCUAAGGGAGAUGGCAGUGGGAAAGGAGAGGUUGUGUGGAUUUUAGAGUCAGAAUUGAUGGGACAUGGCAACUGAGUGGCUGGGAGAGGGAGGAGUUGCAAGUGAUGUGGGGGAUGGUGAGGCAUUGGGAGUUAGGGGGCAAAGGAGGUAGCCAGUAAAUGGCUCCAUUUUGGAAACCCUUUAGAGUUUGAGAUACUGAGGGAAAAUAUCCAUUAACGGAUGCAAACUAUUGCUCUUGGAAUGGAUUUACAAUGAGAUCCUACUGUACAGCAUUGAGAACUAUGUCUAGAUGCUUACAUCGCAACACAGCAAUAGGAGGAAAAAAUAUGUAUACAUGUAUGUGUAACUUGCUCCCCAUGCUGUACAGCGGAAAAAAUAAAUAAGUAAAUAAAUAAAUGAGAAAAAUAUCCAUAUGGAGAGUUCCGGCAGCUCCAUGGAGUCUGAGGUUCAGGUUAGGGCAAGAGACACAGAUAUGAGAAUAACUGCCAUUAAGAUGGUAAUAGAGGAGUUCCCAUUGUGGCUCAGUGGUUAAUGAAUCCGACUAGGAACCAUGAGGUUGUGGGUUCGAUCCCUGGCCUUG